Lucilia cuprina (Australian sheep blowfly) is the source of this 501-nucleotide messenger RNA. RefSeq names its product aspartic acid-rich protein. The record is from RefSeq and is a predicted model, not a curated record. The transcript has 2 exons. Lineage: Eukaryota; Metazoa; Arthropoda; Insecta; Diptera; Calliphoridae. The coding region runs from base 1 to 306 and encodes 101 amino acids.
AUGAAUUCCCCUUUUGGUGAAGUUUUUAUGUUUCUUACUAAUUUAGCCUGGAAGAGUCGCUUAACCAUACCAGUUUUGGUAACAACUGCAUUUUUAAUUAUGGAUAUACGUUUACAGAUUGAGAUAAAUAUACAAUCUGGACAAGUGGCGGCUGCCGAAUUUAAUCGUCUUGAUAAUGAUGGCGAUGAUGAGUAUAUCGAUAAUAAUGAUGACGAUGAUGAUGAAUAUAAUUAUGAUGAAUAUACUACAGAUUCCAGUGCGGAUGUAGAUGAUGAAGACGAUGGUGAAAAUGACAAUUCAUGGUAGUAGUUAUGUGUUUAAUAAAUAUUUUCUACUUUAACAAAGAUUUCAUUAGCUUCUAAUAAUUGGAAUACUUCAAACAGCUACUUGUUAUUACUAUUGAAUUUAAAACAACACAAAAAUAAGUUGAUUUUUUCUUAAAGAAAUAUGUAUUUAUAUAAAAAAUAUUUAUUUCCAUAAAACGUUUUUGCUCAAAGUCAA